CAAACAGCAGAGAGCCAUUGGUAGAAGAGACUGAAGUAUUGACUGCCUGAGAUAACAAAAGACUCCUCCAGAGAACUGGGUUUUUGUGCCAUCUCCUUCAGGAAGCUUUGCCAAAGGACCCUGAGCCCAGGUCUUCUAGAUGCCUUCUUGAGUCUGCUUGUGGCCACCAACAGAUACUUCUAAGGAGGAAAGAAGUCAGCCUAUCAGUAAUACUCUGAAAUAAGGGAUUAGAGGACAGAAUACCAAAAGCAGGAGCUGCAGCCAGAAGAGGAAGGUACAAUUCCUGAAGAUAUUCCUUUGGAGAGGUCUGCCAUGGCCUCUCUUGGCCUUCAACUUAUAGGCUACAUCCUGGGCCUUCUGGGGCUGUUGGGCACAGUGGUGGCCAUGCUGCUUCCCAGCUGGCGAACAAGUUCUUAUGUUGGUGCUAGUAUUGUCACAGCAGUCGGCUUUUCCAAGGGUCUCUGGAUGGAGUGUGCCACCCAUAGCACAGGUAUUACCCAGUGUGACAUAUACAGCACCCUCCUUGGCCUGCCUGCUGACAUCCAGGCAGCUCAGGCCAUGAUGGUAACAUCCAGCGCCAUUUCAUCACUGGCCUGCAUUAUCUCUGUGGUAGGCAUGAGAUGCACAGUCUUCUGCCAGGACUCCCACGUCAAAGACAAAGUGGCUGUGGUGGGCGGAGUCUUAUUCUUCCUUGGAGGCCUCCUGGGCUUCAUCCCUGUUGUCUGGAAUCUUCAUGGAAUCCUGCGAGACUUCUACUCUCCACUGGUUCCUGACAGCAUGAAAUUUGAAAUCGGAGAGGCACUUUACUUGGGCAUUAUUUCCUCCCUGUUCUCCCUGGGAGGUGGAAUCAUCCUCUGCUUUUCCUGUACAUCCCAGCAAAAUCAGGCCAACUACUACGAUGCCUACCAGGCCCAGCCCCUCACCAAUAGAAGCUCUCCAAGGCCUGUUCAAUCAUCCAAAUCCAAGAAUGAGUUUAACUCCUACAGCCUGACAGGGUAUGUGUGAAGAACCAGGGGCCAGAACUGGGGGUGGCUGGGUCUGUUAAAAAAAAUGGACAACCGCCCAGAGUCACAGGUGAGGGACAUUGCCACUGGAGGAUGUCAAAAGGUGCUGCUGAGGAUAGACUGACUUUUGCCACUGGAUCAAGCAAAGGCAGAAGUGAGUGGCAGUGUGUAGGUUGAAUUUUCAAGAUGCUUGUAAAGACACAAUUUCUGUUCUCUUCACCUUGGCUUCAUUAUAUAUCCAGCCUGCAGUCCUAAAGUCCCGACUUCCUAGGUUGGGACAUGCCCCAGAGACUCCUCUCUGAAAUUUGUUUCAUCUGGGAAUUCGUCUGACAACCCAUUCUUCAGACUCCACUGACUGUUUUACUCUGUGACCAAGACCUUCCCUUUCACUUUGUUGCUGAGGGCUAGAGGGAAGGAGAACUAGUGGGUUUUAUGGGCAUUACUCUAAAUUAUUAAUCUUCCCUUCAAAAAUAUUCCAUUUCCAGGAGCAGAGCCUAUAUCCUAAUCUUGUUAUGUUGUCUAGAUAGGUUUAUGCAUAAACUGAAAAGUACUAUACCAUAGUCCAAUGGAGGUUAGAACAACUGGAUAUGGGAUAAAAGG
Molecule: messenger RNA, 1604 nt
Organism: Suncus etruscus (white-toothed pygmy shrew)
Lineage: Eukaryota; Metazoa; Chordata; Mammalia; Eulipotyphla; Soricidae
Gene: CLDN2
Product: claudin 2
Exons: 2
Coding region: 313-1005 (230 amino acids)
Biological process (GO): bicellular tight junction assembly; calcium-independent cell-cell adhesion
Cellular component (GO): bicellular tight junction; plasma membrane
Molecular function (GO): structural molecule activity
Source: RefSeq, a predicted model, not a curated record